Messenger RNA from Mizuhopecten yessoensis (Yesso scallop), 2589 nucleotides. RefSeq names its product basic proline-rich protein-like. The record is from RefSeq and is a predicted model, not a curated record. Lineage: Eukaryota; Metazoa; Mollusca; Bivalvia; Pectinida; Pectinidae. The transcript has 2 exons. The coding region runs from base 1 to 2589 and encodes 862 amino acids.
AUGGAUAAGCUCAGAGAGGGUAUUGUCAAUAAGGCGUCUCUCAUCCUCCUGUUGCUCGCUACCGUUGAGUCUCUCCCUGUCCCGGCACCAAACCAAGAAACAACUGUGCUACACACAAAAACAAAAGCAUCAUCUCCUCCACAAGUACCAAGUCAAGCACCCACUCUACCAUACACAAAAACACAAGCACCAACUCCACCACCAACACAAAAUCCAGCACCAACUGUACCAUACACAAAAACACAAGCACCAACUCCCCCACCAGCACCAAGUCCAGUACCAACUGUACGAUACACAAAAACACAAGCACCAACUCCACCAUCAGCACCAAGUCCAGCACCAACUGUACUAUACACAAAAACACAUGCACGAACUCCACCACCAGCACCAAGUCCAGUACCAACUGUACGAUACACAAAAACACAAGCACCAACUCCACCAUCAGCACCAAGUCCAGCACCAACUGUACUAUACACAAAAACACAUGCACCAACUCCACCACCAGCACCAAGUCCAACACCAACUCCACCACCAGCACCAAGUCCAGCACAAACUCCACCACCAGCACCAAGUCCAGCACCACCUGUACUAUACACAAAAACACAUGCACCAACUCCCCCACCAGCACCAAGUCCAGUACCAACUGUACGAUACACAAAAACACAAGCACCAACUCCACCACCCGCACCAAGUCCAGCACCAACUGUACUAUACACAAAAACACAUGCACCAACCCCACCACCAGCACCAAGUCCAGCACCAACUCCACUACCCACACCAAGUCCAGCACCAACUCCACCACCAGCACCAAGUCCGGCACCAACUGUACCAUACACAAAAACACAAGCCCCAACUCCACCACCAGCACCAAGUCCAGUACCAACUCUACUAUACACAAAAACACAAGCACCAACUCCACCACCAUCACCAAGUCCAGCACCAACUGUACUAUACACAAAAACACAUGCACCAAAUCCACCACCAGCACCAAGUCAAGCACCAACUGUACUAUACACAAAAACACAAACACCAAGUCCACCACCAGCACCAAGUCCAGCACCAACUGGACCAUACACAAAAACACAUGCACCAACUCCACCACCAGCACCAGGUCCAGUACCAACUGUACUAUACACAAAAACACAUGCACCAACUCCCCCACCAGCACCAAGUCCAGCACCAACUCCACCACCAGCACCAAGUCCAGUACCAACUCUACUAUACACAAAAACACAAGCACCAACUCCCCCACCAGCACCAUGUCCAGCACCAACUGUACCAUACACAAAAACACGAGCACCAACUCCACCACCAGCACCAAGUCCAGUACCAACUCUACUAUACACAAAAACACAAGCACCAACUCCUCCGCCAGCACCAAGUCCAGUACCAACUGUACUAUACACAAAAACACGAGCACCAACUCCACCACCAGCACCAAGUCCAACACCAACUCCACCACCAGCACCAAGUCCAGCACAAACUCCACCACCAGCACCAAGUCCAGCACCACCUGUACUAUACACAAAAACACAUGCACCAACCCCACCACCAGCACCAAGUCCAGCACCAACUCCACUACCCACACCAAGUCCAGCACCAACUCCACCACCAGCACCAAGUCCGGCACCAACUGUACCAUACACAAAAACACAAGCCCCAACUCCACCACCAGCACCAAGUCCAGUACCAACUGUACGAUACACAAAAACACAAGCACCAACUCCACCACCAUCACCAAGUCCAGCACCAACUGUACUAUACACAAAAACACAUGCACGAACUCCACCACCAGCACCAAGUCCAGUACCAACUGUACGAUACACAAAAACACAAGCACCAACUCCACCACCCGCACCAAGUCCAGCACCAACUGUACUAUACACAAAAACACAUGCACCAACUCCCCCACCAGCACCAAGUCCAGUACCAACUGUACGAUACACAAAAACACAAGCACCAACUCCACCACCCGCACCAAGUCCAGCACCAACUGUACUAUACACAAAAACACAUGCACCAACUCCACCACCAGCACCAGGUCCAGUACCAACUGUACUAUACACAAAAACAAAUGCACCAACUCCACCACCAGCACCAAGUCCAACACCAACUCCACCACCAGCACCAAGUCCAGCACGAACUGUACCAUACACAAAAACACAAGCACCAACUCCACCAUCAGCACCAAGUCCAGCACCAACUGUACUAUACACAAAAACACAUGCACGAACUCCACCACCAGCACCAAGUCCAGUACCAACUCUACUAUACACAAAAACACAAGCACCAACUCCACCACCAACACAAAAUCCAGCACCAACUGUACCAUACACAAAAACACGAGCACCAACUCCACCACCAGCACCAAGUCCAGUACCAACUCUACUAUACACAAAAACACAAGCACCAACUCCACCACCAACACGAAGUCAAGUACCAACUGUACUAUACACAAAAACACAUGCACGAACUCCACCACCAGCACCAAGUCCAGCACCAACUCCACCACCAGCGGUCCAUUUGAUACGAUUGUUUAUUAGCAGUUUUAGUAUGUUUAGAGAGUUAUGGGCAAUAGUAUACCUCUAA